GUGUCAUUUUUCACACCCUUCUUUUCAUUCGCCGUGAAAGUGGCACAUACGUAUAACCCGCUUUUAUAGGGCAAACCAACUGCUCAUGCUCCUUACCACCAGAACAACAACUUAUAACCACGACCAAAGCAGCAAAUCAUGACAGACCAACUCCGUGAUCAACUGCACUUUGGCAUUGCCUCGGCCUCUCUUGGCCUUAACCCCAUCCACACUUUUGAGAACAAGUUUCAAGCAUUGCAAAAAGCCGGGUUCAAGUUUUGUGAAGUUGACUUUGGGAGUUAUAUGACUUGGGUUAGGGAUCAGAAACCUGAUCUGCCAGAAUCAACGUGCCCGCCCGAGUGGUCCGAAGCCAAUGAACCUGAUCCAUCCGACGAAGAAAUAUGGCAAGCCCUCUACUCUCUUGCCCCUGACUUUGUCCGCCUGGCAAGGAAAUAUGGCGUAAAAGUCGUAGUGCUCCAACCUCUUAAUCAGUUUGAUGGGUGGCCGGCGGGCACGGAAAGGGCAAUGUGGGUAAGGAGAAAGGCCGAAAGAUGGUUACCUUUGUGCUCCAAAUUAGGUGUAGAAUUCUUGCAGGUAGGAUCAAACGAUUGGGCAGAAGCCUGCGCACCUGACGCUAAGACGGCCGGAGAUAUGCGUUGGAUAGCCGAGCUUGGCGCCAGGCAAGAUCCCCCCGUCAAGAUCGCAUAUGAACCGUGGUGUUUCUCUGAUUUGCGUGGUGAAUGGGAGGAAUGUUACAAGACUGUUCAACAAGCCAAUCACCCCAAUCUCGGCCUCUGCCUCGACACCGCCCAACUAGCACUCGCCAAACCUUACGGCUGGAACCCCACCACCGGCCAAGGCUGGGACCGCGUCUCCUACGAAGGUAUGAUCAGCCGUCUCGCCUCCCUUCCUCCCGAAAAAAUCUUUUAUGUCGAACUUUCCGAUGUGCUUAACCCUAAAGCUACUAAACCCCUGUAUCAAGGCUCUCCUUUCGAUGAGUUUGGGAAGAACGAUAAGAGUGGGAAGAAUGAGAGGUUUAUUUGGGUGAGGUGUGCGAGGCCCGUACCGCUUGUGGGGCCCAAUGGGGGCAUGGAUGAGAGGCCGGAAGGGAUGGAGGAGGAUGGGGCGAGAGUGGUAGAAACGUUAAAGGCGAUCAUGAGUACCGGAUGGAGGGGAUAUACGUUUUUUGAAGUAUUUGAAUGCCUCAAGAUGGAGCCUGAAGAUGAGGACAUACCAGAUCGGUAUGCGAGCGCAUGCAAGAAGUCGAGCGAGAUGAUCCUUCAUGUUGUUGCGGACCUCAAGUAACACAUGACGGCGCUCCUUAUGGCUAGGAUAAGGGAUGGGAUGGAAAAGUAAGAAGAAUACCAAAUACUUUGAUAUGAUACGAUGGAUGAAAGGAAAUGGUAAUUUGCAGCUUGAACGAAAGACGAAUAAAGUAGUAGCGUGAGGUAUCACUACCAAUAAUAAUCGGACAACAGAUGGAAAUGGUAGGCACAGCUCAGCUAGGGCUAGUUCUGACCGAGAGGAUUGAAGAAGGCGCAUUCUGUGAGAGAAACGAUCAAACAGUUUUACUCUUUCAAAUGUCGAAAUCAUCGCCUUACUAAAGUCAGCCAUCGUAGGGAUGUCAUUUUUUUUGUAAAAUGCGGUGUUAGUCUGAGUCGCGACGAUGGAG
Messenger RNA from Cryptococcus deneoformans JEC21, 1651 nucleotides. RefSeq lists its product as hypothetical. The record is from RefSeq and is a predicted model, not a curated record. Bases 139 to 1284 code for a protein of 381 amino acids. Lineage: Eukaryota; Fungi; Basidiomycota; Tremellomycetes; Tremellales; Cryptococcaceae. The transcript has 5 exons.